Messenger RNA from Esox lucius (northern pike), 2287 nucleotides. RefSeq names its product leiomodin 2 (cardiac) b (gene lmod2b). Bases 359 to 2020 code for a protein of 553 amino acids. Gene Ontology annotation, cellular component: myofibril; striated muscle thin filament. Gene Ontology annotation, biological process: muscle contraction; myofibril assembly; pointed-end actin filament capping. Gene Ontology annotation, molecular function: tropomyosin binding. NCBI's taxonomy places the organism in Eukaryota, Metazoa, Chordata, Actinopteri, Esociformes, Esocidae. The record is from RefSeq and is a predicted model, not a curated record. The transcript is spliced from 4 exons.
AUGCUUUUUGUGGCUCUAGAGCAGAGCCUCCCAAAAAAGCUCUGUGAAUCAUGGUCCGACGCUUUGUUGCGCUCCCCUGAUCUCUCUUUUAAGGCCUCCAUAGCAGCUGGCAAGAUUAGAACAGAGGAGCAAAGGACACACACUUGUGCGCACACACGUACACACAUCAACCCAGACAUCCAACACGACCCUUCAAACACUCCACUGGUCCUGUUCGAACAGAAGCAGAGAAAUCAAACCGAGCAGGACUCCCUGGACCCACACAUCCAGAGAAACCUCACUCUGACUGGACAUCUGUCUAGGAAAGAUUCUACACUAAUCUACCUGGAGCCUUAUCCAGGGGCCAAUCUCCUCAGCGAUGAACAGUUUUGGUUACCGUCGGGAGCUUAGUAAGUAUGAGGACGUGGAUGAGGACGAACUAUUGGCUUCCCUCAGCCCAGAGGAGCUAGCAGAGCUGGAGAAGGAACUUGCCGAUAUAGACCCUGAUGCCAAUGUACCCAUCGGCUUAAGACAGAGGGACCAGACGGACAAGACCCCGACUGGCACCUUCAGCAGAGACUCCCUGAUGAAGUACUGGGAAAACGAGACCAAGCGGAUACUGGAGAAUGAGAGAGGGGAAGCAAGCAGCCCCAAACAGGAUGACGACGCUGAGAAGAGAGAGGAAUGCUGCGUGACAGAAAGCAACAGUGAAGCAGAGGAGACAAAAGAUGAGAGUGAGAAAGAAAAGGAUGAGCAUGAAGAGGAGGAGGAGGAGGAGGAGGAAGAGGAGGAAGAGGAGAGUGAAGAAGAGGAAACUGAAACAGAGGAAGAGCAGGAUGAACAGGAGGAAGAGAAACUGAUAACGGCAGCCCCGAAGGAUUCUGUUGUUUCCCCACCAUCGAUUACCAUCUCCUCCCCCAGCCUUCUUAGACCCAUUAGACAAACCCCGCCUCCACCCCCGAUUGACCCCAACACAGACGGCAACCCGACCGUCGUCGAUGACGCCCUUGAGAAAGUCCUCAGCAAUGACCCUGAGCUCACAGAGGUUAACCUCAACAACAUCGAAGACAUCUCCCAGGAUACCCUGAUCCGUUUCGCCAAGGCGCUGUGCUCCAACAUGCACGUGCGGGUCUUAAGCCUGGCCAACACACGAGCUGACGAUGCUGUGGCGCUGGCCCUCGCCAAAACGCUGCGGGAGAACACCUCCAUUGUCAGCCUGAACAUUGAGUCCAAUUAUGUGACGGGGAAAGGGGUUAUGGCGAUGGUCCAGGCGCUUCCUAGCAACAGCACCCUGACUGAGCUGCGUUUUCACAACCAGAGACACAUGUGUGGAGGACAGGUGGAGAUGGAGAUGGUGAAGGUGCUGAGGGAGAACUACACCCUGAUCAAACUGGGCUACCAGUUCCAGCUCCCGGGCCCCAGGAUGAGCAUGACUGGCAUCCUGACCCGUAACAUGGACCGACAGCGGCAGAAACGCCUGCAGGAGCAGAGACAGAACCAGCCAGGUGGGCUGGAGGGGGUGGUUAACCCCCGCACCAACGCUCUGAUGAAGGUCACACCGGGCUCCUCGCCGUACGGCUCCCCGCGGGUGUCACCGUGGCAGUCCCCCAAACUCCCCAAAAGACAGACCCCGCCAGGUCCACCGCCGCCGCCGCCCCCCCCUCCACCGCCGCCCCCUCCUCCCCCGCCCUGCCGCCCCCCGGCGGAGAAGAAGAAGCCGACUAGGAAGAUAGCCGAGGUGAUAAGGCUCCACGAGGGGGUCGCUAAGGGGGAGAGGGGAAAAGGGGGGAAGGGAAAGAGGGGGAAGAAAGGCUUGAAAGAGAAGGAGACCAAAAGCAUCCUUAAGGAGCUGAAAAACGCACUAAGGCCGGUGGCGGAGAAGCGAGAGCAGGAGUACAGCAGACCGCCCACCCCAAUGCGCUCCUCACACGAUCAGCUCAUGGACUCCAUCCGCAACGCCAGUAUCCAUUCCCUCAGAAAGGUGGUGGUACCACCAAGGAAGUUUGUCUUUGUCCCUGAUGAAGAGACCAUGCUGGUCUGAAGACACUUUGGAGAAAGGACUACGGAGACGAGACAUCUGCGCACACAAUAACAACUUUCAGAUUAAACUUGACUUUCCUCUUAGAAGAAACUGGAAAUUUGCACUGUAAUAUCACCUUUUACUUAUAAUUUAAGCUGUAUUUUUUUGCAGAAAGCCAUUUUCUUGUCAAGAUUUUUGCAACGUUUAACAAAUUGUUUACUGAGAAAAGUUUUUUGUAUAAUUGUAAAUAUUUUAUUUUGGUGUGUGAGGGAAAAUAUGUACUGUUUU